Messenger RNA from Paramuricea clavata, 1323 nucleotides. NCBI's taxonomy places the organism in Eukaryota, Metazoa, Cnidaria, Anthozoa, Malacalcyonacea, Plexauridae. The record is from the annotation of a GenBank genome assembly.
AUGCUUUUUAAAUGUAUCGAAUUAAUUAAAAUAAAUCCUGCCCUGAUACUCAUGUUAAAUCAAUUUGCUUCAUGUUGCUGUUGGUUGUCUGAUAACCAAAACAGCCACUUCAUAAUUAUAUCUUUCACUUUAGGUGAUUUAAGAAUAGAGAAAGCAGUGACGGAAAUUUGGUAUUCAGUACUACUCAGUCAGGAAACAUAUGAAUGUCUUCGUACAUCACUCGAAGAGCUCACCAGCUUCACCACUGCGCAAAACCUGCAGUCGAAAACAGCUGGUUUGAUAAGCGUGGACGAAAUGCAAUUCAAACAACUUCAAGACGUGUGGAAAACAUGGCUCGGUUUGCGGGUACAAGGAACAAAGUGGAUUCAAAAGCAACGAGAAAAAACAAUCAAUUCAAAUAUGGAGAAUGUCGCAAGAAACUCUGGAUACAUUAACAAUGUACCAGCCGAACACGCAAUCGCAGUAAAGAAAUGGAUAGACGACGGCGUUUUUAAACGAACGCAAGCGCCAAUGAUUGCCGAGAAUCCGACAUUGACUGGUGUUGAUAUGGCUGCAAGAUACGCCCCGUAUUCAUAUAGUGUUCUUCCAGAACUCUUUCCCUUCUCCGGCUGGGACUAUCUGCAGGUGAAGAAAUUCAAGAGUUCUAAUUGCCUCGUCACGAUGUAUGGCGACUACAUUGAAUGCAUUUUACGAAAGUUCAUGAAUAUCUUGUCCAAGCAACAAGUCAGUUUCCAGAUCGUACUGUGUGAUUGCAUGGACAUCCAGCAACAUCCUGAAGUCAACACAGUGUAUGACCGCAUCCUAACAUCAAACCUGAUAGACUAUGUAUUUCUACCAAACUUGCUGAAGCUGUGUUCCCAGAUCUUAAACCAUGACAACAACUAUGCAACUAUCAUUACCGAAACCAUGGUGUGGGCACGAGAUAUCAUACCCGAAGGAGACAUCUUAUUUGCUUUCAACAGAUUGCAAGUACCAAAGUUAGCAAAAAUUGCUUUCGAAGAUACAAAGCGGUCUUCAUUUGCCAACGACGGUGGUACAAGUGUCAUGGAAUAUCUAGAUAACUCUUGUGAAUUCUUCAGUUACAUUCGGGCUAUGUUUUCUGCCUAUCGUUUGAAGAAAGCAAGGGAAAGUGGAUCUACCAAUCAAAAACCUACGAUCCCUGUUAUCAAAGAAGUGGGAAAUGAAUUUCAGUUGCAUCUUCGUGAUGGCAUUCGAAACGAAAACAGGAUCGUAUUCUUCAGGCCGGCAAUAAACAGGCGACGAGUGACCAUUGUUACAGGCAACGAGCGCUAUUUGGAGUGGGUACCACUGCAAAAAAAGUAA